AUGCAUAAACGAGCAAUCCAAACUCUGCCGGACGUUUCCUCCAGCUUCCGUCGGACUGUCGCUCGAUGCAGGAGUAGCAGGGCGAACCAAAACGACGUUGACAAGCCGCCAAAGCUUAGGUCGAAUACUCCUCGCGCGCCGUCGAAACACGGCCUGGUCUCACACCCCAAGGACGGCCGGGGCCUCGUCUCUCAGCAACUGCGAAACAUAUUGUCUCCUACGGCAUGCGGAUGGCUAGAAGGCAAGGCUCUGAAAUCACAUGAUACGCCCAUCGACAAACCCCAUGGGAAACGGCAUAUAGCUCAUGCAUCUCAAGAGGAGGCGGAGUUUGUGAUGAAUGACACCUCGCACCAAGACUCGGACUUGGGGCACUCAGGUACGGACGUGGAUGCACUUCAAGAUCACAACACUCUACCUGUGGGCACGCUUGUAAAGCUACGAAAAAACAGCACCAUAUCCUUCGGUGUGGUUCUCGACACCUUCUUGCAGAAGCGGCAGCAAACCAUUACAAUACUCACCAAGCGCGGGGAAGUCUUGCCAAUCUCACCACACGACGUCACAUUCAGCGUCCCAGGUUUCGUCUCGGCGGAGAAGAUCGCGGAAUGCGGUCUCUCCGAAGUACCCGCCUCGACAGACGAAACGCGCGCGCGUGCGGAGGUUGCGCGCCCGGUGCUUCUCUUCCAGGUCGAGCUAGAACACGUGCAACAUCCCCUCACCCAAAAGGCACGGGAUAUCAACUUCCGUGAACUCGUGGCCCACAAGGACCGCAACACCUGGAAGACCAUCGCCCUUUCAGAAGCAGCGGAGCUGCUCCUCGGAAAAAGAAAAUUUACCGACAUCGAGCUCAUGGCCGUCCAGGAGUUCAUGCUCGACGAGUCGUUACACUUCCUUGCGCACACGAGAAGGUUCUCUCAGCAUCCUGUCUUCUGGAUCCGCCCACAGCAGGCCAUUGAAGACAUCGAAUUCGUUUGGGACUCAUUUCGUCGGAAAGCUCCUGCCUUGAAAACGUUCAUCGAGAAAAGCCGGAUGACAAUAGAGACGCUUCGUGAACGACGUACUGGAUCCUGGGGCGAACCUCCUACACGUCGCCCCUUCGAAGGAUUCCAGUGGACCGAUGACGAUCGCACCAUCCUUCGAUUUCUCAUUUCUUCUAUAGAACUCCGUCUUGGGAUUCAAGAGGAUCUUUACCGCGUCGCUCGGGCACUUCUUAUCAAGGCAACCGGCUUGUACGACCCCGACUGCUUCGACGAACACACCACUCGCGAGUUCCUUUCGGAUCUAGGUAGCAUCGCCCCCUGGGAGGAUCCGGUUUACCGUGCUAUGGACAAGGAACUACUUCCCCCUCCCAAAAUCGAACCCAACUCCAACACUCCCCUGCUCAGCAGCGCAUUUUCUCCAAGCAAAUUGUAUGCGCACGAUAUCGUGGAGUCUCUUCGUCAUGAUUUCGGGAAUCUUCCUGUUUUUGUUGUCGAUGAUUGGGGCGCAGAGGAGCUCGACGACGGCGUCUCAAUCGAGAGGACGUCCAAUCCAGAACAGGUGUGGCUUCACGUCCACAUCGCGGACCCCACCACCCGCCUUCCCCCAACGCAUCCGGCCUGUCAAGAUGCUCUGCGACAAGCCCAGUCGCGAUACUUCACGGAUCGUACCAUCCGCCUAUUCCAGCACGUCGACGAGGUGGCACACUUCAGUCUUGGCAGUCGUCCAGGAGAACCCGACGUGGCCAUGAGCUUCAGCACCUUGAUAGACCUCCCUUCGGGCCGCACCAUCAAAACUGAGGUCCGGCCAUCCAUAAUCCGAAACGUCCAACAGAUCAAGUACGAUGAUGUGGACAUAGCACUGGGUCUGACCCCGCGACUCGUUCAACAUCCGUUCGGUGUUUCUCGUCAGCACCCAGAGCGCGUCCCCAGGUCAAUCCCUGAAGACCAGUUGCAAGACAUGAAAUUACUGGUCGAAGUUACACGUGCCUUGGUCCGGCGCAGAGUUUCACAAGGCGCGUUGUUUUGGACAUUCAACAUUGCAGAGGUCUCCAUAUCUCCUCGACCUCUCUCGGACGAUCUGCGUGGCGUUCUGACCCCCUCCGAGUUCCGCGGCUUCCCUUCUGCCUCCUACUCCAUCCCUCUCGUCGCUGGGUUCAACGCGCGCCAGAUGAUCGCCGAGUGUAUGCUUUCCGCAGGGCGUGCCGCGUCGCGCUUCUUCGCCGAGCGCGGCGUGCCCGCCGUGCGGCGCAUCCUGGGCCCUCUGACCGCGAACUCUCCCCGAAGCCUUGCAGAGGCCUUCGCUGCCCGUAACGAGAUUGGCCAGUUGGACCCCUACCAGAUCAUCCACGCUGGCGUAGCAACUCCUGCGGGUACUUACUCGACCGAACCCGGCCCCCACCAUAUGCUCGGCAUCCUCAGAGACGAAGGCUACAUGAAAGUGACCUCGCCUCUCCGCCGCUUCGAUGAUCUCAUCGCGCACUGGCAGAUCAAACACGCGCUCCUUUCUCCCGACCGACCGAUCCUCUUCGACGCGACGUGGCUCUCGCGCGCCGCGGAGAGCCUUGAGCUCGCGGACCUCAGCGGGCGCCGUCUCGAGGAGCGUAGCAACGGUUUCUGGGCGCGCGCGUACAUCAAAUGGUGGAUGGAGGGCCCGCGCAAGACGCAUACGGGUGAAGACCCACUGAAGAACCUGACGGGGCGCGUUGUCGACCUCCCCUCGGGAGUGACGUUCAGCGAGGCUCAAAGGAUACGCGUUUUCGUCGAGCAGCUGGGGCUCAUGGGCAUGUUGCAGGCGGAGGCGGGCGACUUGGCGCACCUGUCGAUGGGCGACGAGGUUGCGGUGGAUAUCAAGCGGGUGGAUCUUGGAGUGAUAUCAGCGCUCAUUUUGAAGCUGCGCUGA
This is a messenger RNA of Epithele typhae, 2877 nucleotides long. Its product is annotated as RNB-domain-containing protein. Lineage: Eukaryota; Fungi; Basidiomycota; Agaricomycetes; Polyporales; Epitheliaceae. The record is from RefSeq and is a predicted model, not a curated record. Gene Ontology annotation, biological process: mRNA catabolic process. The coding region runs from base 1 to 2877 and encodes 958 amino acids. Gene Ontology annotation, molecular function: RNA binding; 3'-5'-RNA exonuclease activity. The transcript is spliced from 2 exons. Gene Ontology annotation, cellular component: exosome (RNase complex); P-body.